Messenger RNA from Cyphellophora europaea CBS 101466, 660 nucleotides. RefSeq lists its product as uncharacterized. The transcript has a single exon. The record is from RefSeq and is a predicted model, not a curated record. Lineage: Eukaryota; Fungi; Ascomycota; Eurotiomycetes; Chaetothyriales; Cyphellophoraceae. The coding region runs from base 1 to 660 and encodes 219 amino acids.
AUGCCGGACCCGCGCCUUCUGGAUCUCACAGACCUGUGUGUCGUAUUCGAAGACACCUGGACCGCGUUCCUGGCGAGGGUCCGGGAGGGGGUGUUUGCCCUCCCGUGUGAUACUACGGAUACGGGUACGGCUGGCCGGCUGUGUGGAGCUGGUACCGAAGGUAAGCAGUACGAAGGCAAGCAAAGGGUGCAGAACGAAGGAUCUGCUGCGAAGGCUUGUGAGGCUGAAGAGCAGCCUGUCGAGGAGCCGGAGCAGCAGGAACGCUUACCUGCCAUUACGGCCGAGGAGACGCGGCGUCUGGCCCGAGCGAUGCGCGCGAAGAGGGCCGUGGUGGUGCAUUCGGUGCCGUUGCCUUUACCUGAUGGGGAAGCUGCAGUGCCUGUCGAAGAGGGCAGCGUUGGUGUUGGCUUUGAUGCUAACGCAGGGUCCUCGCUGGAGGAGGCUGUCCAAGGUUACGGUAACGUUACCGGUACCAAGGACACGGAUCAAGCUGCUGCGGCAGUGGUGCAGCAGGGAGCUAGAGCGGCGAAAGUCAAUGAGGUGAUUGUGCAGGCAAGGCGGGUGGCCGGGUCGGUGUUUGUUACGGAGCUGACGGAGAGGUACUAUGAGAGCUUUGGGAGUGGGUGGAGAGAGUGGGCGGGCGUUAUUGGUGGUGAGUGA